This is a messenger RNA of Solanum dulcamara, 3030 nucleotides long. Its product is annotated as pentatricopeptide repeat-containing protein At2g02980, chloroplastic. The record is from RefSeq and is a predicted model, not a curated record. The transcript has 2 exons. Lineage: Eukaryota; Viridiplantae; Streptophyta; Magnoliopsida; Solanales; Solanaceae. Gene Ontology annotation, molecular function: zinc ion binding; protein binding; RNA binding. Bases 146 to 1963 code for a protein of 605 amino acids. Gene Ontology annotation, biological process: RNA modification.
AAUUGAGGAGCAAAAUGAAAGGCAAGGAGGAGGAAAAGCCAAACUUGUAAUAAUCCAUUUGCAGUAUAAAACCUCUUAACAACCUUAAUGACUUCAAUCUGUUCCCUCCAAAACAAUUAUAUAACUGAAUAUAAAUCUGUAAUCCAUGGCAAUUCAAGCUCCAUUACUCACAGUAGGUCCUUUCUCUUGCCAAGAUUUCACCAAAAAAAAUUCAAGAAAAGACACAUUUACACCAAUUGACCCUCUUUCUCUUGUACCCAAAUGCAAAUCUUUAAGAGACCUCAAGCAAAUUCAAGCCUUUUCUAUAAAAACCCAAAUGCAAAAUGAUGUCUUUUUCAUGAGUAAGCUCAUAGAUUUUUGCACGAAGAGUCCAACACCUGACAUUUUGCACCAUGCCCACCUCCUGUUUGAUAAAAUUCCACAACCAGAUAUAGUCCUUUUUAACUUCUUGGCCCGUGGCUAUGCUCGUAGUGACACCCCAUUAAAUGCUUUUGUUCUGUUCUUGAAAAUUCUAACAUUGGGUGUUGCCCCUGAUUUUUAUACAUUUCCUUCUUUGUUGAAGGCUUGUGCAGGUGCUGAAGCUUUGGAAGAAGGUAAGCAGUUGCAUUGUCUUUUGAUUAAAUAUGGCCUUAACGAUGAUAUGUAUGUUUGUCCUGCACUUAUGAAUAUGUACAUUGAGUGUAAUGACAAUGGUUCAGCUCGUAGCGUGUUUGAUAGGAUAGCUGACCCUUGUGUGGUAACAUAUAAUGCAAUCAUAAUGGGUUACGUGAGAAGUAGCGAGCCAAAUGAGGCUCUUUUGUUGUUUCAUGAAUUGCAAGUGAAAAGAAUUAAGCCUACUGAUGUUACAAUUCUAGGUGUUGUUUCAUCAUGUGCUUUGUUGGGAACGUUGGAAUUUGGAAAAUGGGUGCUUGAAUACGUUAAGAAGAAUGGUUUUGAUCAAUAUGUUAAGGUGAACACGGCACUUAUUGAUAUGUAUGCAAAGUGUGGGAGCUUGCCGGAUGCGAUUUCUGUUUUUGAGAGCAUGCCUAAUAGGGACACUCAUGCAUGGUCAGCAAUGAUCAUGGCUUACGCUAUUCAUGGGCGUGCUCAUUGUGCAAUAUCUUUGUUUCAACAGAUGCAGAAUGCUCGAGUUAAUCCUGAUGGAAUUACAUUUUUGGGCCUACUCUAUGCUUGCAACCACAGUGGAUUGGUUGAAGAGGGUUUUCGAUUUUUCAAUAGCAUGAAAGAAAACUACAGGAUUGUACCAGGAGUGAAACACUAUGGAUGCAUGUUGGAUUCGUUAGCUCGGGCUGGCCGCCUUUCUGAUGCUUUUAAGUUCUUAAUGGAAUUGCCAAUUCCGCCUACACUUUUACUAUGGAGGACAUUGUUAGCUGCUUGCAGCAUCCAUGGAAAUGUGGAUUUGGGGAAGCUGGUACUUGGGAGAAUCUUUGAACUGGACAAAUCACAUAGUGGCGAUUAUGUGAUCUUUUCAAACAUGUGUGCACGAGCUGGGAAGUGGGGAGAAGUAAAUUACAUCUGGAAAUUGAUGAAAGAAAGAGGGAUUAAAAAAAUUCCUGGAUGUAGUUCGAUAGAGGUUAACAAUGUACUACAUGAAUUUUUCUCUGGGGAGGUUACGCGUAUUGAGCACAGGGAGCUGCACCAGGAAGUUGACAAGUUAAUCGAGAAAUUGAAAUUGGUUGGUUAUGUUCCUGAUACUUCUAUAGCUUUUCGUCCUGGCCUGGAAGACGAAGAUAAAGAAGCUACUUUGAGGUACCACAGUGAAAAAUUGGCGAUUACUUUUGGUCUUCUCAAUAGUCCACCUGGGAAAACAAUUCGUGUUGUUAAGAACCUUAGAAUCUGUGGGGAUUGCCAUUCAGCUGCAAAAUUCAUAUCCCUUAUCUUUAAACGAAAUAUUAUUAUCAGAGAUUUGCAUAGAUUUCAUCAUUUUGAAGGUGGAAACUGUUCUUGUGGGGACUUUUGGUGACAAAUGAUCGUCGAUCGAUAUGCACUCUUGCGAGAGGAAACAUCCACCACCUUCACAUUUACGAGUUCCAUCAAUUUUGAAGGUGGAAAAAGUUAUGGUGGGUAGUUUUGGUUACAUAAUUGAUGGAAUACACAUUAGCGAGCGCAAGCCUCUACCAGCUUAACACCAACUGGAGAAAAUGUUUCUUUUGAUAAUUGGGUAUUCUCAUCAGUUAUCAUAAUAUUGUUUUCGUACAGAUUUGUUUUGCUAGUGAAUCCUGAUGAAAAGCUAGUAGCUUAGCACCAACUGGUUUUGCUAGUACAGGUUUCUUAUCCUUCUGUACUAUAUUACAUUCUGUUCAGUUUCUUUAAUUUUUCAUAAAUUAACGAUGAAGCUACAACUAUCUUAAAAUCAACUGUAGUCCUAAACAGCACCAAUUCAUGGAUACAUAAUACAGUAUAUCCCUGUACUUUGGAAAAUGAAAUUUAAAUCUACAACUAACAUCCUUGAAAUACUCUUUUUUUUUUCUGGUUAUAUAGUUUCCAUAAUUUUCCAAACAAAGGCCUAAUUAAGUUCCCUUGAUGGGACCAUAAUUUUUCUUGGACCACAGAUUUUUUUGUGGCUGAGUAACUAAUAAUGUUUCAUGAAAAGAGAGGAACACAAAACUAGUUGUACAUUAAUCUGGUGAAAUCUAACCACUAGCCAUCAGUUAGACUUUAUGAACUACCAUGUAGUUUCCUGAUACAUGUGGUGUGUCUCAUAGGAUAUUCGUCACUCUUCUUAGCAUGCUUCCCAUUCUUCUCUGUGAUUGGGAGUCAAAUCAAGAAUGACUUCAUUUGGCACAUGCUCAAUGUCCAGAUUGUCCUCUUAGAGGAAUGUUAGCAGUGUGUGUGUAUACCUCUAGACGGAAAACACCAUCUUCAACUCCAAUAGCAACCUUAUAUGCAGACAAUGAUGGGAUACUUCUACCGCCCUAUGCUGAUCAAGCUUAUUAUAGUAAAAUUGGCCACCAGCACUAUGUGAUCAAAAGCGAAGUUGUUGCUAUCCAACUACUGGAAAGCCAACACUUGACUUUGGCAUUCGUGGAC